AUGGCCCUUUUGCAGCGCGGCGCUUUGGCAGCGCAGCGCGUCGCGCGUAGCCGUGCGACGCUGCGUGCGGCCUCUUCCUGGUCCGCGGUUGUGGACAGUGCCAAGAGUGCGCUGAGCGCCGACGGGAGCGCGACGGACGGCCGCGCGGCCGUGCGGUCGCUGCUGCGCGACCCCCUCGAGGUCGUCGGCGAAGAGCUCUCGUCGCUGCGGCAUAAUAUCGCGUCGCUGCUUGGCAGCGGCCACCCCUCGCUGGACCGCGUGGGCAAGUACUACUUCCAGGCGGAAGGCAAGCAUGUGCGCCCGAUGAUUGUGCUGCUCAUGUCGAAGGCGACCAACGGCCUGAGCCCCGCGUGGGGCGCGCAGCGUGCGGCGGCCGUCGGCGAGGACGCGGACGUGUCCAUCAGCCCCGAGAAUGUCCUGAAUGACGUGAACCCGAGCGCCAAGGCGGCCGAGCGCAGCCCGGCGCCGGCGUGUGCGUCGCCGUAUGUGCCGCACCUGCAAAACGUGCUCCUUCCCACGCAGCGCCGCCUCGCCGAGAUCACCGAGAUGAUCCACGUUGCGUCGCUGCUGCACGACGACGUGAUCGACGCGUCGGACCUGCGCCGCGGCGCGCCGUCCGCGCCGAGCACGUUCGGCAACAAGCUCAGCAUCCUCGGCGGCGACUUUUUGCUCGGCCGCGCCUCGAUUGCGCUCGCGCGCCUGCGCGACCCCGAGGUCGUGGAGCUGAUGUCGACCGUCAUUGCGAACCUGGUCGAGGGCGAGGUGAUGCAGCUCCGCGCGAGCGUCUCGGACCAGGUGCCGGUGACGGACGUGGGGUCGUCCGAGCCCAACGCCUACGUCCUCGACCGCUUUUGGACGCAGAGUACCACGCCGCAGGGGCCGACGCGCGAGCUGUUUGCAUACUAUCUGCAAAAGACCUACCUCAAAACCGCGUCGCUGAUCGCCAAGUCGGCGCGCUCCGCGACGGUGCUCGGCGGCUGCGGCGAGGCGCCGCUCGCCGCGCCGGCGCUCACGAGCGAGGAGCGCGCCGCGGCGCACAAGGUGUGCGAUGCGGCGUACGUGUACGGGCGCAACGUCGGCAUCGCGUUCCAGCUGGUCGACGACCUGCUCGACUUCCAGUCGACCUCAGAGGCGUUCGGUAAGCCGUCGGGCGGCGCGGAUCUGCAGCUCGGCCUCGCCACCGCGCCGGUGCUCUACGCCUGGCAGGAAUUUCCCGAGACGAACCUCGGCGAGAUGGUCCAGCGCCGCUUCUCGCAACCUGGCGACGUCCAGGAGGCACUCGCGAUCGUGCACCGCUCCAACGGCCUUGCACGCACCGCUGAGCUCGCCCGAUACCACGCGCAGGUCGCUGGCGAGGCGCUCCUUGCGCUGCCCGAGAGCGAUGCACGCGCUGCGCUCGCGCAGCUCAACGAGCAGAUUAUUACUCGUGUCAAAUAG
Malassezia japonica is the source of this 1437-nucleotide messenger RNA. RefSeq names its product tRNA dimethylallyltransferase (gene COQ1). NCBI's taxonomy places the organism in Eukaryota, Fungi, Basidiomycota, Malasseziomycetes, Malasseziales, Malasseziaceae. The transcript has a single exon. Gene Ontology annotation, biological process: isoprenoid biosynthetic process; ubiquinone biosynthetic process. Gene Ontology annotation, molecular function: prenyltransferase activity. The record is from RefSeq and is a predicted model, not a curated record. Gene Ontology annotation, cellular component: transferase complex. The coding region runs from base 1 to 1437 and encodes 478 amino acids.